AUGGAUAUCAAUUGGUUUUACAGUGGCACAAGAUCUAUGGGGAGAGAAUUGGAACGGGGAGGCAGGACUGGAAAUUACCCUCGUUGUCAAUUUCCAGCACCAAAUCGGUGCGAGACUAUCACCGAGCGACCGGGUCCGCCGUGCAUCGUGCAGAGUCAGAACCAGCAGAUCUUCAAUUCCGUGGCACCACUACGCCAAACCAGCCAACAGGAAUUCCGACGGUUAACUAAACUCCUCUCCGAGGAAUACUCUGUUCUUAGUUCUUACAGAAUCGUACCGACGUCGAGCACUUCCGAGCCCUUCUAUGAACCAAGGAUGAUGAAGAGGGGUGGUGUUAUGAUUUUAACUAUGGUUCAUACACAGGACUCUGCAACAUAUUUCCGAGUGAUCUCUUUCACACACGACUGGGGGUCGUUUCGGAAGAAGAAUCCACCCCGUCGUCAGACCAUGCCAUAUGCCAGCUACGCCACAACUCUCCCAUCCUCGGCAGUAGACCAUGGUUGCAACGUAUGCUCGCCUAAGAUGCACUCGCCAACAGAGACGAACUUGAUGUCCGUCAUGCUCUUGGGCAAAAUGGAUGCCGACCGACCGACGGUCCUCGUGCCUGCUGGACGGGCUGGGACUGGCGCAAGUCGGUCUUCGAUUGCCGGCAUGAAGCUACCGCACUUUUUGCGGGGACUUUCCACCAUCACUACCUGCACUACUGCGUGUUCCACUGCGGACUAA
Messenger RNA from Aspergillus costaricaensis CBS 115574, 726 nucleotides. RefSeq lists its product as uncharacterized. The transcript is spliced from 5 exons. The coding region runs from base 1 to 726 and encodes 241 amino acids. The record is from RefSeq and is a predicted model, not a curated record. Lineage: Eukaryota; Fungi; Ascomycota; Eurotiomycetes; Eurotiales; Aspergillaceae.